Messenger RNA from Lathyrus oleraceus (garden pea), 1683 nucleotides. RefSeq lists its product as uncharacterized. NCBI's taxonomy places the organism in Eukaryota, Viridiplantae, Streptophyta, Magnoliopsida, Fabales, Fabaceae. Gene Ontology annotation, molecular function: aspartic-type endopeptidase activity. The transcript has 2 exons. Bases 1 to 1683 code for a protein of 560 amino acids. Gene Ontology annotation, biological process: proteolysis. The record is from RefSeq and is a predicted model, not a curated record.
AUGGGUCCCAAUGUGAAGGACAAUCCAAUGCCAAGUCAUGGUCCUUCAUCAGUGAACAAUAUAGAAGUUUGUCUCAAUGAACAACGUGUUAUGAAGAUAGAGGAGAUUCGGCGGUCUUUGGUUGAAAUUCAUUCUGUUUUAUGUGCUCAUGGUCUAUUCCAACAUGACCACCAGAUCUGUGGUACAUGUUCAGUCAAUUCAAGAGGUUGUAGGAAGAUUCAAGAUGAUUUGCAAGGCGUCCUUGAUCAGGGUUUGAUUCUGAUUUCUAGACAAGUGAGUUCUCCAGAAUCACAAGAACAAGAAGUGAAUGUCAUCAUUCCUUGCUUCAACAUUCCAGAGAAAGUAGAGAUAGCUUAUCAUCCGAGGGAGCCAGUGGUGAUUUGCCCUCCGGGCCCAAUGCCUUACACUUCAGAUAAAGCGGUCCCCUACCGCUAUGCAGCAACUAUUAUUGAGAACGGUAAAGAGGUCGAGAUUAAAACCUUAGCCUCAGUUACCAAUAUCGCAGCAUAUAGCCGAAUGACGCGUAGUGGCCGCGUGUUCGCUCCGCCGGUUAUCCCAAGUAGAAAUGUUGAGAAAGAUCCAGUAGUCGUGGUACCAGUGACAAGAGAAGCAGAAGGGCAAACAAGCAAUUCAACCCUUGACAAAGAAACAGAUGAACUACUCAGAAUUAUCAAGCUCAGUGACUACAAAGUGGUAGAUCAGUUGCUACAGACACCGUCAAAAAUCUCGAUCCUGUCCUUAUUAUUGAACUCAACUGUCCACAGAGAAGCACUACUGAAGGUGCUUGAUCAAGCCUUUGUAAAACAGGAUAUAACAGCAGAGCAGUUCAACAAUGUUGUAGGCAGCAUCACUUCGUGCAAUGGCUUAGGCUUUUGUGAUGAAGAACUGCCAGAAGAAGGAAAGAAUCACAACUUCGCUCUCCAUAUCUCAGCCAAUUGUCAAGGGGAUUCUUUGUCUAAUAUUCUAAUUGACACCGGUUCAUCUCUGAAUGUCAUGCCCAAGUCUACCUUGUUGAAGCUAAAGUACAAAGGGGGGCAAAUGCGGCACAGUGGAAUUAUUGUGAAAGUGUUCGAUGGAUCAAGAAAAACAGUCAUUGGAGAAGUUGAUUUGCCUAUUGGUAUUGGACCACACGUAUUCCAGAUCACUUUCCAGGUUAUGGACAUAGUGCCAGCUUAUAGCUGUCUGCUCGGACGCCCAUGGAUUCAUGAGGCGGGUUCCAUUACAUCCACGUUAGACCAAAAGUUAAAGUUUGUCAAGAAUGGGCAAAUAGUGACGGUUAAUGGGGAGCAGGCUAUGCUGAUUAGCCACCUUUCAUCGUUUAGUGUGAUAGAAGUAGACGAGACGGCUGUUCAAACUCCAUUUCAGGCCCUGACCAUCGAUGAUUACAAGAAAAGUGAAGGUUCAAUCGCGUCAUUCAAAGACGCCAAGCAGAUUGUCAAGACAGGUCCUACAGAAAUGUGGGGCAAGGUGAUAGAGUUGCCAGAAAACGUUAACCAUGCAGGAUUAGGCUUUGUUGAUGGAAAACAAGUGCAGACUUCAGUGGUGCGACCUUUCAAAGAUAUCUUUCACAGCGGUGGGUUUAUCAACAUGGUAGCAGUUGAGGAGGAUACUUUUGAGGGAAAGACAGAAGACGAAGGCCCCAGAUUUGUGACACCAGGAGUGCUACUUACCAGCGAGCCAUGA